AUGAGGCCACAUAAUGUCCCUGAAGAUCACAUCUACCUGAAGGCAUUCCCUUUUUCAUUGGAGGAUCUUGCCAAGGACUGGUUGUACUAUCUGGCUCCUGGUUCAAUAACAAGCUGGGAUGACUUGAAGAGAGUGUUCCUCGAAAAAUUCUUCCCUCCAUCCAGGACCACUACAAUCCGGAAAGACAUAUAUGGAAUUAGGCAACUCAUGGGGGAGAGCUUAUACGAGUACUGGGAGAGAUUCAAGAGGCUGUGUGCUAGCUGCCCUCACCAUCAAAUUUUUGAGCAGCUAUUAUUGCAGUACUUCUAUCAGGGGUUGAAUAUAAUGGAUAGAAGCAUGAUUGAUGCAGCUAGUGGAGGAGCUUUAGGAGAUAUGACACCUGCUUCUGCUAGAGGGCUGAUUGAAAAAAUGGCGUCCAACUCACAACAAUUCAAUAUGAGGAGUGAUGCCAUAGUUGUGAGGGGUGUGCGUGAUGUGGUAGCCUCAGAUUCCACUGAACAUAAGAAGCUGGAAAGUAAGAUUGAUGCUCUCACCACCUUGGUUUCACAACUGGCUGCAAAUAAAAAAUCAGCUCCACCACCAGCAAAAGUAUGUGGCAUCUGCACUUCAAUUAGUCAUCCAACAGAUGUUUGCCCCUCCUUGCAAGACUCUUCUACAAGUCCUGAUGCCCCACAAGCAUAUGCUGCUAACAUUUACAACAACAGACCUCCACACCAGCAGCAACAUAAUUAUGAUUUGUCUUCCAAUAAAUACAAUCUUGGUUGGAGGAGUCAUCCUAACUUGAGGUGGGGAAACUCUCAGCAGCAGCAGCAGCAAAAUCCAUAA
Cajanus cajan (pigeon pea) is the source of this 825-nucleotide messenger RNA. RefSeq lists its product as uncharacterized. NCBI's taxonomy places the organism in Eukaryota, Viridiplantae, Streptophyta, Magnoliopsida, Fabales, Fabaceae. The record is from RefSeq and is a predicted model, not a curated record.